AUGGAUUCCAAAACAAAUGGCAUCGAUGAUUUCCCUGAUCACUGGAAGGUCACCCUUUUAGGCGAGGAAUUCUGGAAGGACGCCGAGAACUGGAACAAAGAUACCAACGACAGGAUUGAAGCAGGCAAGUCUCCGAGCAUAAUCAUGACUCACGACCAGAGCCUCCACACCAGAUUUCCCUUCAACAUCGGCCCCGAGCAAUCGCAGACUCCCCGAGUCCCGUGCAUCAUCACCACCAUCGCGGAUCUCGACGAAGUGCUCGAAGACUCCGUGCCACUGAAAAGAAGCAGGCGCUUUAGCAUGAGCGAUGCUCUUGGCGUGACCGUAAACUUAUCAAGCGAAAACAGCGGCUCGACUCUUCAACCUCCGUCUCGCGUCUUGGGCCUGGACCUGCGCAGACGCUCACGAUCACGCUCAAGAUCUCGCUAUAACAACCGCGUCCGCUCAUCCAGUGUUACGGCUGAUAUUCGCCGCUCAAGCUCCAUGAUCAGAUCAACCUUCAACCGCUUGAGCGGUAGGCGGAAGCUAAAAGACGAAGAGGAGGAAGCCGUCGAAGAGAUCGAGACCGAGCUCAACGAGCUGGAGCUUGAGACCCAGGAAGAACUAAGCACUCCGAUCCCAGAAUUCACGCCCGACCAGGCCACGCCCGCAAACCCGCUUAUGGAAUUCCGAGGCGGGGCUCUCUGGGCUGCUCUCCCCAAGGAUCGCCGGACCUUAGGCCUGGACGUCUUCUGGCCAAACCCAGCGGACCAGUUGACGGACAACCACACAAUAGAACAUAAGACCAAGACGAAAACCGCCACAGAAGACGAGGAAGAGGAAGAGGAACCCACAAUCUUACCCAUCGACGAAAUGUCGCCCCUAUGCACCUUCCGUAAUCUGCGCGUCCUCAAGAUUACAGGCAUGAUGCAAUCUUACCAAAUGCACAUCUUCCAAGCUGCCUGGCUCAACACUGAUCUCGAGGAACUAGAGAUCGGAAUGGCACUGUCCCCACGUCUCCGCCGUGGCUACAAAUGGCCUUAUAUCAAAGGCGGUUGGCGUCUGAAUAAAGCUACCUAUGGAGAGCCUGUUUACCACGGCACCGGCGAAGGCACCCUCCUCCCGAGUGUCGGCGUCGCCGAAUACCUGGACAAGAUGUGUCUUGAGAAAGCGAAAAUCCGCGCCAUGGCAAUUGGCAGCACACGCAACCGUCUCUCGAUCCGCACAUUGAUUCUUACAGGCGUCGUCGUCGACGCAGACCCCUUCCUGCACUGGUUCGAUCCGAAGCGGUUGAAAUGCAUCAACUUCAAGGACAACUGCGUCGAUGCGGGGUUCUAUCUUAGCCACUGCAUGGAGAAGGUGUCUGUUCUAUUUCCGAGGCAGAUCAAGGAGCCAGUGAUAGCGGCGAGGAGGGUCGAUUUGGGCAGGGAGUUGAAGGUUAUAAGGAUUGAGGGUGGGAAGAAGGUUGGUGAGAUCCCGUACCGUGGGCUGGAAAGUCUCAAGCAGGAGAUUCCGAGGAAUAUGGUCAAGGCAGAUGAUAAUAAGGAGAAGGAGGGUACCGCAAAAGGCUAG
Aspergillus mulundensis is the source of this 1551-nucleotide messenger RNA. RefSeq lists its product as uncharacterized. The record is from RefSeq and is a predicted model, not a curated record. Lineage: Eukaryota; Fungi; Ascomycota; Eurotiomycetes; Eurotiales; Aspergillaceae. The transcript is spliced from 3 exons. Bases 1 to 1551 code for a protein of 516 amino acids.